AUGAUUCUCUCCCGCCACCAGCUCUCUCUUCCAGCCUGCUUCCCCGCACUGCUUGCGUCUUGCUCAUUCACUGUUCCUUUCCCCCCACUCUCUUCCUCCAUCUCCCUCUCCCUCUACCUCCGUCUGAAAUCCCGCUUCGAGUCCGGAAGGGCCUUUUGUGGUCCUCUUGACGGCAAUCAACGCCCUUUCUUUUCCAUCAACAAUGGAGUGGGCCAUCACCAGGGUCAAGAUCCCUUCUUGUCCACUCCGUCUUCUGCUGGUCGCGCUCAGCUGUCGCCAACAGCCACCAGUUUCACCCCGUCUGGGUUUAACAUUAAUCCAUUUGGAUUUUCUCCACGCUCAGCCUUCCCUGGAGAUCAUCAUCAUCAGCACCAGCCAAUGCUGCCUAACAUGGGCUACUUGGCUGCCACCUCAGAGCCUGAUGCGCCUCAUGAUGCCAGCAAUGUCUUUGGGACGCGCUCAACUCAAUGCCUCUCGAGCUUUGGCCCCAUCGGGAAAGCAAAACUGGUGAAAACCCCACUUCCUAUGAUGUUUGCGCACCUGGGGAAAUUUGAUAGCGAAAACCGCAACCGCGCCUUUGCCAUCGAGCGUGUCCCAGCAAAUCUCCCUUAUCUCACUCUUGCCGAGGUUUUCAACCGUCGUGAAUUCGGGACUCUCAAGGGCCCUGUGUUCACAGAACUUAACUCCACGGGAACCAUCUACGUAGGCUUCACUGACAUUCGUGAUGCCAAAAACGCUUCUGAAAAAGUUGGGCGUCUUCAUCCAGAAUGGCGCGUCCGCUUUUUAACAGCAAGGGAGUAUGCCCAGAAGUUCGACCCAACCAACUCAGAUCUAGUUUCCGAUUUCGAAGGUCAAGUUUUUGCCUCUGUUUUCUAUGACAGCUCUAACCCCGCAUUGGAUGCGCGUGUUGUGUCGCACUCGUUCAAGGAUCUCUUGGAAACUUUUGGCGACAUCAAGGCUUUCCAUGGCCUGCCAAGUACUCAAGGAAAUGUUGACGAGUUUUUGAUCGAAUUCUUUGAUACCCGUGCUGCCGAUAAUGUCGUUUCGACUUUGAACGGCACAUCAGUCGAUCUUAAACUCCACAAACCAGACAUGGCGGAGCCACAAACGCCUCGCCAUGGGUCUUUCGAAUCCAAAGAUUUCUUUACCUCUUCUGACCUGGUGCACAGACGACCAUAUAGUCGUCGAUCUACGACUCAAAUGUCUCCUAGUCCAUACCAUGAACUUAGCCCUACUGGCCGCUCUAUCAUUCCCAUUGAUGAUCACGCAGCAGCCAUGGGUUGGAUGCCAAAGGGCGACGACAACUUUGGCUUCCGUCCUCGUCAUGAGCUUAACCGCCAUGGCGAUCCUCGCUCUAACAACCAGAACUUCGUUGAUAUCGAACGGAUCCGCUGUGGUGUCGACGUCCGUACUACGAUUAUGCUUCGCAACAUUCCAAACAAGAUUGAUCAGGCGAUGCUUAAGGAUAUCGUCGACGAAACCAGCCACGGUAAAUACGAUUUCAUGUAUUUGCGUAUUGAUUUCGCAAACAACUGCAAUGUCGGUUACGCGUUCAUCAAUUUCGAAGAUUUCGCGAAAGCCCGUGCAGGUCACACAUGCGACAAGGUUGCGGAAAUAUCUUAUGCCACCAUCCAAGGAAAGGACUGCCUUGUCCAGAAAUUCCGCAACAGCUCCGUAAUGCUAGAGCAUCCUUCCUUCCGCCCAAAGAUUUUCCACACGGGCAGCGGCCCGCUGGCUGGUAGCGAAGACCGCUUCCCUGGGCCGGACAACCCCUCAAAAAUGCGCCGCAGCGUCGAGAAUGCAGAGCAUGUUGGCCUCUUCGCCCCUCGUGUCGGCCAGCAAUAUCGUGACGAGCAGCGUCGUCGUCGCUCUCAAUUUGACCGCGGGACUACUGCCGCUGAGCGAGAGGCAUAUUUCGUUCGCUCUUCCAGCUCUUUCACGACCAGACGCGGUGCGUUGAAUGGAAACGGGAGCGGCAACGGAAACCUGAGCUGUAGCAUGAUGCUGCCGGUGAUGAUGUCCCCGUGUUACGAAGGCCCUGUUUCUGGUGCUGGUGGUGAUGCUGGGCCAAGGUCUUCUUGA
Histoplasma capsulatum G186AR is the source of this 2082-nucleotide messenger RNA. RefSeq lists its product as uncharacterized. Gene Ontology annotation, molecular function: RNA binding. The record is from RefSeq and is a predicted model, not a curated record. Lineage: Eukaryota; Fungi; Ascomycota; Eurotiomycetes; Onygenales; Ajellomycetaceae. Bases 1 to 2082 code for a protein of 693 amino acids. The transcript has 14 exons.